Messenger RNA from Glarea lozoyensis ATCC 20868, 2931 nucleotides. RefSeq names its product Eukaryotic type KH-domain (KH-domain type I). Gene Ontology annotation, biological process: nuclear division. Gene Ontology annotation, molecular function: mRNA binding. The record is from RefSeq and is a predicted model, not a curated record. The transcript is spliced from 4 exons. Lineage: Eukaryota; Fungi; Ascomycota; Leotiomycetes; Helotiales; Helotiaceae. Bases 1 to 2931 code for a protein of 976 amino acids. Gene Ontology annotation, cellular component: cytoplasm; nucleus.
AUGCGGCAUUGGUCAGAGAGGAUGGGCCCCGGAUUUGGCAUGUCCCGACCGAACAUGAACAUGAAUGCCAUCGCCCCUCAGCACAAGACCGCACACGGAGUCUCGCCCAUCCUUUCACCAACGGAACAAUCACACAUUCAUUACUCCUUCAACGUUCCAUUCUCCUCAGACCUCGCCGGUCCGAACACAGAGGAUAUCCUAUACGCGACGAAUGGUGCUGUGCUACGAUGGACUCACCCCGAAGACGCGCCUGACGAUGUUCCCAUCUACGAGCUUCCGGUACACGCGCAGAAUGUAAUGAAUCUAAGGAAGAUGUGCAAGGAGCUAUCAACCGGUCCGCUACCCGUAGAAGCCCACGUCAAGUCAUCGGAACCGAAAAGAGUCAAAGGACAGGUCACAAAUGUAUGCCUUUCGGGAAGCCCGGAGUUGGUUCAUAAGAGCCGGGAAAAAAUUCUGAACGAAAUCCCAUUGGCACUGCGAUGUGCUGUGGUUGAUAUCGAAGGAGAACUGGUACUUGACGCGGAUGCAACCGCUCUCAAGUCUCACGUGGUAGAUCACCUCGACGGUAUCGCACAAUUCUGUGGAGUUGACGUAUUCCUACUUGGACCAAAGUUUGCAUCGCCUUCUGAAGGACUCAACGGCAAUGGCGAUGCCGGACGAGACCAGCGCUGGAGAGUGGCGAUAUACGGAGACAUGGAAAGUGCCGAACACGCAAAGACGAGGGUCUUGAUAUUCAUUGACCGACUUCUGGGGCGCGUUGUGGAUGGAACCAUGCUGGAACUCUCCCUGCACACUGUCGUGUGUGGUCGAUCCCGAAAAAACAUCAAGCUCAUCGAGUCUGCGACGAAUACUGCAAUUUACUUCCCUCCGCCAUUUUCACAGGUUUACAGAUAUUGCCCACCUAGUGCCAACAGACGUAAUCCCGAGGAAAUUUUCAUUACAGGAGACACGCCACAAAAUAUCGCUAUGGCCAAACAGAAGAUUCACGAACUGGUCAGCCGAACGAGGCUUUUCAUGAAGGACGCUGUAGUUGCUGCAGCUAAAAUCGACAGCAUCUUAUUGACCAGGCUAGACAAGGUUCGAAAAAUCAUGGAGACCAACGGUACAUUCAUCCAAUUUCCGCCAAUGGCAUCGACCCGAAGCAUGAUACGGAUUCAGGGUGUGGAAGGACUCCAUGUUGAGCGAACCGUUCGAGAUAUCAUGUCUCUUACUGGCCAAUUCUACAGCGCUUCGUGGUGGAUCCAGCAAGUUGAUACAUCGCGACUACCCUCUCCUGCCGAUAUUCGAACUAUGCUUUCCGAUAUUUGUGCAAAUUCGGAUGCUGACAUUUCUUUCGAGAAGCUAACAUUCACAAUAACCGGCUCUGACGAUGCAGUGAAAGCCGCCUUGAUGGUUAUAUCGGAGAUCAAGUUUGUUUCCAGAUCUCAGUAUCAAAUUCGGGUCAAAAUUGAAUUGGCCAACGAACAUAAAGAGUUCGUCAGCGGGAAGAAGAAUGGCAAAAUCAACAAGAUUAUGGGCCAAAGCAGUGUCCAAAUUAUCUUUGACGGAUUCAAUGAGUACAAUUUCAACAUUGAUGUCUGUGCAGGGAAUUACGAGGCUAUGAAAUCGGGUCUAGGGCUUGUUGAACAAGAAAUGCCAGCUUCAAUCUCGUUUCACGUUCCAGACCAAUACCACAAGCGUAUUAUUGGCAUUGGUGGGCAACAUAUCCAACGCAUCAUGAAGAAGCACUCCGUGUUCGUCAAGUUCUCGAAUGCUAUGGAUCGCGGUGGGGUCGGCCGGGAGGACGACGAUAUCAAGGUCGACAAUGUCAUCUGUCGUACCCCAGCUCGGAAUGCACAGAACUUGGAGCUGGUAAAGUCGGAGAUUUUGGACAUGGUAGAUCGCGUUGACUCCGAGUUCACCUCUCAGACCGUUAAUGUGGAUCGGCUGUACCACAGACAGCUGCUUCUCCGCCUGAAUCAGCUUGAGGAGCUUGAGAAGAAGUGGAACUGCAAAAUCAUAUUUCCCAGCACUGAGCAAGCAAGUGAUGAUGUUACAAUCACAGGUCCCGAAUGGCAAGUUCCUCACUGCGUCGACGAAUUCCUUGGCCUCGUUCCUGAUCAACACGAGCUGGUGGUCGCCCACUCUCCCGAGCUGAAGAAGUAUCUUGAUUCCAAGGCAUUCCGAAAUGAUAUUAUCCCCAAACUCAAGGCACAAUAUGUUGUGGAUGUUCACGUCGAAGAGAACGAGACAGAGCUCACCGAUGACGGCAAGCCCACGAUUACUUUACUGUGGUCGUUUACUCGUAACAAUGCUGGUGGCGUUCGCGACGCUAUGGAUUUUCUCAACACCAAUCUUGCUUCAGCUGGCGUUGAAGUUAUAGUUGUGAAAGGGGCUAUUCCUCGACCGAAGUCAGAUUCGUUCGAAGAUUCUCUCCAAUACUUCGAUUCCAAGCUUUUGCAACAUGCUCCAGCUGUCUCUGCGACUGAUUCGCCUAUCAAGGCAACUUUUGGGGAUGAUGUUGCCCGCGAGCGCAGCACAAUAUUUGAUAAACUUCGGAAGCCCGGAAGCAUGUCUUCCAUUUCAUCUUUUCUAGACCGGCGCAAGAAUAGCUCACAUUCGCCCGCCAGUUCCUUUUUCAAAAACGGCUCAAACAAUGUUUCGAAGUCGUCUUUAAUCUCCAUCGAAUCGACACGAAGCUUCAAUGCCGACCGUAAUCCAUGGAAUGACAGUGGUGUCAACCUUCCCGAGGACGACACAACGCCAUGGCCAACACGCCAUUUCGGCAACGGUAGUGGUAGUAGUUACGAUCACAAACCUCUUCACAUCCAACAUCCAGGUGAUGCUACUCCAAAACACAUUAUGCGAGGUUCGACAGAUAGCGGUCGUCCUUCAACGUCUCAUUCAACAAACUCUGGAUACCCAGGCCCAAUCGGCCCACCGCGUUCUUAA